Drosophila bipectinata is the source of this 923-nucleotide messenger RNA. RefSeq lists its product as uncharacterized. Lineage: Eukaryota; Metazoa; Arthropoda; Insecta; Diptera; Drosophilidae. The record is from RefSeq and is a predicted model, not a curated record. Gene Ontology annotation, molecular function: RNA binding.
GACUGGCAUUCACAGUGAACGCCACGUGCUAGAAGGAGGAAUUGUUUGGACCUGCACGACAUCUGAAUCUGUGCCCAGGGUAUCUAACCAUGGCCAGUGAUUCCGGCAGCGACUAUGAGGUGGAGGCCUUCAUCAAGCCGAAAAGGAUCAGGAAAACCGUCAACGAUGACAGCGCAGAUCUGCUGGGCAACUUCGAUGACGAGAAGCGCAAAGAGAUCUUUGAGGGGACUUACGUCGACAAAGAGGAUCCACGCAAUCCAAGUGAUCGGGAGGAAAGUGAGGAUGAUGAUGAGGAGCGUUCCGAUGGAGAGCAAGGUGUAGAAGAAAACAGUGAGGGCUCAGAGUCCGAGGAUGACGCUGAAGAAACCCCUGGAAACGGCUCGAUAACAAAUGACCAGUUGAGCUCCCUGCUCCGCGGAGCUUCCAAGACCAACAGACACGUUGUGUAUGUUACCAACCUCAACUUUGAGACUACCAAGGAUGAUCUGGAGAACCAUUUUGGUGCUGUAGGAAUUGUGAAAUCCAUACGCAUCCCAAAGAAACGUAGAGGAGGCUUCGCCUUUGUGGAAAUGGCAGACCUGCCGAGCUUUCAGCGCAGCUUUCAGCUGCACAACACCGAACUUCAGGGGAGAAACAUAAAGGUGCAGAUCUCUGAGGCAGGCAAGAAAAAGUCUGCCAACAAGAAAAACAUCAUCAAACAGAAGAACCGAAAGCUAGCUGAAAUGCGCAAUGAACAGAAGACCUUCACCAAGAGCGGGAAGUUCUACGACAAGGACCUCAAGAAGGAGAAGGCUAAGGAGCUACUGGCCCGCAAAAGGUGGCGCAAGAAGCCGGCCGCCCCUAGGUCCUAAUUAGUUUAACUUAUAUACCGUUAACUGUAGAAGAACUUACUUAUUAUUAAAAACAAAUUAAAUUACAACUAU